Messenger RNA from Alosa sapidissima (American shad), 2761 nucleotides. RefSeq names its product calpain-2 catalytic subunit-like. NCBI's taxonomy places the organism in Eukaryota, Metazoa, Chordata, Actinopteri, Clupeiformes, Clupeidae. Gene Ontology annotation, biological process: proteolysis. The transcript has 21 exons. The record is from RefSeq and is a predicted model, not a curated record. The coding region runs from base 222 to 2324 and encodes 700 amino acids. Gene Ontology annotation, molecular function: calcium ion binding; calcium-dependent cysteine-type endopeptidase activity. Gene Ontology annotation, cellular component: cytoplasm.
UACGGCACAGAAAAGGGCCGUGGAGGUCCAGCAGGGAAAUGUGGACACACCUGUUAACUCUCAGAGGAUAACGACUGACAGCGACUGUAGAGGCAGUGUUAGCCUACUUACUUUCUUUCGCCACCCCAGUUAUCACACCUGUUGUUAUUUUUGUUAACAAACCGGUAGAGUAUAUAGCUUUCUGCUCAUCUGAUUGUGGCAGAAUACCAUCUGCGACAACUAUGUCGGGAAUAGCGUCGAAGCUUCAGCACGACCGGGAGAAGGCUCAGGGCAUCGGAUCAAACUCGCAUGCAGUAAAAUACCUAGGUCAAGAUUACGAGGUGCUGAGAAGGCAAUGCCUUGAGUCUGGGCGACUGUUUAAAGAUGAUACCUUUGAGGCAGGGGUGUCUUCUCUUGGAUUUAAAGAACUUGGACCUAGCUCAUAUAAAGUCCGCGGGGUCACCUGGAAGCGACCUACGGAGCUAAGCCGAAACCCCCAGUUUAUUCUUGAAGAUGCCACCAGAACAGAUAUCUGCCAAGGGGCUCUUGGGGACUGUUGGCUACUGGCAGCCAUUGCCUCACUGACUCUGAACAAACAAGUCCUGUCUCGUGUUGUUCCUUCUGACCAGAGUUUUGAGCAGGGCUAUGCUGGGAUCUUCCAUUUUGAGUUCUGGCAGUUUGGGGAGUGGGUGGACGUGGUGAUUGACGACCGUCUGCCCACCAAAGACGGAGAGCUGCUAUUUGUUCACUCAGCAACUGGCUCUGAGUUCUGGAGCGCCCUGCUGGAGAAGGCCUAUGCUAAGCUGAAUGGGUGCUAUGAGGCCCUGUCGGGAGGCACCACCACUGAGGGCUUUGAGGACUUCACUGGGGGGAUUGCAGAGGCCCACGACCUCAAGCAGGCCAGACCAGAACUCUUCAAAAUAAUCAAGAAAGCCCUGAACAGAGGCUCCCUCCUUGGAUGCUCUAUUGAUAUCACCAGCUCAGCUGAUUCGGAGGCCAUCACAUCACAGAAGCUGGUGAAGGGACACGCAUACUCUCUCACUGGAGCUGAUGAGGUGCGCACCAGGGGUGGUUCGGAGAAACUCAUCCGCAUCCGAAAUCCCUGGGGUCAGGUGGAGUGGACAGGAGCGUGGAGCGACAGAUCUUCUGAAUGGGACUCGGUCAGCGAUGAGGAUCGGGACAGACUGAAGAACGCCUCAGAGGAUGGAGAGUUCUGGAUGUCUUUUUCUGACUGGUUGCAUCAUUACUCACGUUUGGAGAUCUGUAACCUGACUCCUGAUGCCCUCUCUGAUGAUGAGGUGGAGAAAUGGUCCCUGUCCAAAUUUGAAGGAAGUUGGAGGAAAGGCUCAACUGCUGGAGGCUGCAGGAAUUUUCCAAACUCCUUUUGGCAGAAUCCUCAGUUUGUGAUCAAGUUGGAUGAGGAGGAUGAUGACCCUGAUGAUAACGAGGUUGGCUGCACCUUCAUCGUGGGUCUGAUCCAGAAGAACCGUAGGAGGAUGAGGAAGAUGGGCCAGGACAUGCACACCAUCGGCUUCGCCAUCUACGAGGUGCCUGACGAGUACGUUGGGAGGAGACAGGUUCAUCUGAAUAGAGACUUCUUCUUGCGCAAUGCCUCCAAAGCUCGCUCGGAGACCUUUAUAAACCUGCGCGAGGUCAGCAACCGCUUCUGCCUGCCUCCCGGGGAGUACCUUGUCCUCCCGUCCACAUUUGAGCCCAACAAGAACGGCGACUUUGCUGUGCGGAUCUUCUCUGAGAAGCAUGCUGACUUUCAGGAGUUGGAUGACCCUGUUGAUUGUCACGUAGAGGAGGUUCAUGUUGAUGAAGAUGAUGUUGAUGACCGGUUUCGCAACCUGUUUGGACAGCUGGCAGGACAUGAUUGUGAGAUUUCUGCCUUUGAGUUGCAAAGGAUCCUUAACAAAGUGGUUGCGAAACGUUCUGAUAUUAAGACCAGUGGGUUUAGUCUUGCCACCUGCCGUAACAUGGUCAAUCUUCUGGAUAAAGAUGGGUCUGGCAAAUUGGGCCUGGUAGAAUUCAAGAUCCUGUGGACAAAAAUCCAGAAGUAUCUGGACUACUACCGUGAGAGAGAUGCAGACAAAACUGGUUGCAUGAGUUCAGCUGAAAUGAGGAUGGCUGUCGAGGAUGCAGGAUUCUCCCUCAAUAACCCUAUGCAUCAGGUCCUUGUGGCACGCUACAGUGAUACCAAUCUCUCUAUUGACUUUGACAACUUCGUCUGCUGCUUAGUUCGCCUGGAAUCAUUGUUCAAGACAUUUAAGACUCUGGACAAAGAUGAUUCCGAAACUGUGGAGCUCACCCUCUUUGAGUGGCUAAAUGUGGCCAUGCUGUAAUGGCCCUGUUAGAAGAACAAUGACCAGGCCUUAAGGUCCAUCCCCUUUGGCGGAGUGUAUGCACUGUUUUGCAGUGUCCUGUUGCUUGUUAUUGUGCUCUAUUUUUGCUUCCCAUCAAUAGCCCUUUCCUAAUAGUUUCUCUAAUUCAAUUUCCUUUAGUUUUUUUUAGGGUAGCUAUACAACAUGCUGUGCUAAAAUAAUGAUCUAGCUCAAGUGAUUCAGAGCAUUUCAUGUCAUUACAUGUUUCUGCAAGUUUUCCUAUCUUAAUUCUCUGUGUGAUAUUUGAAAUCCAUAAAGAUUUCACAUUAUUAUAUAUAAUACAUAAAUAAAGACAAGGACCUAAAUCCAUGAAUAGGUCCUUGCAACUGAAAGAAAUAGUGCAUUUAUAUGCUUUCUUUUUGUCCAUGUUCAAGAAAAUAAAAAAACUAUUCCACCCA